AUGUUUCUUAAUUUUAUUUUGAAAAAAUUUAUUUUAUGUUUAGUGUCUUAUUUGUCUCAGCUCUACUGGGAAGAUAUAGCAAGAUGGAAACUUUUGUAAGAACUUAUCUUAUAAAAUUCUCAUAAGUUUCUUACGACCGUACUUCCAGGAUUAGAAUAAAAUUUACCGUUACUGUAACACGCGGUUAUUGACGCAGCCGUGGAAAAUAAACAUGCUGCGCAUCGCUUAUUCCAUUUUACGAUACGAUCGAAUGUAUUACAAGAAUGCAAUUCUGCCGGAAGAAUUCAACAACUGUCAAAGUAGUUUCCGCAUGAAUUCUUGAUCGAUCUUUAUUCCCUAUUCAUUUGCCCGAAUUGAACAUGAGGAUGAAUAUAAGGGAUUCUCCUUCUAAAAAAAGCCCUGCAAGAACAAGACUUUCCGUCCGUGAAAAACGUAGGUUUGCACAGGUGGCGUCGCGACGCCGAGCGUCGGCUUCAUUCGACGCGUGACGCUUCCUCGUGUCGCAGCGUCGCGACGCCUGUUUGUAUCAGAUCAUUUUAGAACUCACUGCGACGCACAUUGUUCGACCCAUACGAUCCGUUUGAUUGAUAUAAAAAUGCUGAUCGCAGAGAUGAAACGAAUCAGAGCUUAUCAGAAGCACAAAUGCAUUCAACACAUUCGGCCGUAAGAAAUUGGCUGCACCGAGGCGAACUCGAGAAGCUCGAAAAUGUCGUGCUAGAGGGCAAAGGAGCGCGCCUGCUAGGCGAACAUUCCCAGGAUCUUAGAACUCGUGUCUUCCUGAAGGGACUCCCGAACUACUUGACGAAGAUUUCUCAAGUGCACGAUGCUGUUGCGCGCGGCUCAUUAGCUGAAACGCAGAAGAUAAUAUCCGAGGAGUCGAAGAAGAAGCUCGCGAUCGCGAAGGAUUCAUGUGGGGUGCCUUUGCUACACAAAGCGGUCUACUACGAUCAUCCCGAGAUCGUUGCCUGGCUCCUAGAAAAUUAUCCCAUUACGCCACAACAGAAAGAUAGGGAGGGACGUACGGCUUUGCAUUACUGCUCUGCGUGCAAAGAUCCUGAUUCGAUCUGGGAUCUUCUCAUAGAAGGUGGAUGUGACGCUAGUAUCUGCGAUAAAAAAGGAAACCCGGCCUCUUAUUACUUGGAACACUCUACGGAAGUUGAAUUGCCAGAAGUGGAGAUGACGACUCGACGAAGGAAAAGUACCGGAAAAGAUAGUAUGGAUUUCAAGCCAUCUAAUAUCAGGAUAUGGAUACACAACAAAGACAUCGGAAAAUUGCAGCAGGUGCUUUGGGAGGGACAUGGAUCUAAACUUCGAUGCGAGACCAGCAACAAUCCGCGAAUAAGAAGAUUUCUAGAGGCCGUGCCGUUUAUUAUGGGCACAAUAAAAGAUAUUCACGCGACAGUCAUUAAUAACGAUUUGGAGGGUCUCAAGGAGAAAUUGGACGGACCUAUUGCGCCCAUUGUUUUGUGCGGCAAGGACAGCAAUGGUUUGAAUGCUCUACACAAGGCUGCUGGUUUGGGAUACUCGGACAUCGCGCGUGAAAUCCUUGAAAGAUGUCCCGCAACGGUAGCGGCUCAGGAUAACGAAGGAAAGACGCCGCUGCAUUAUGCAGCUGCACUUAAGGACGACGGCGUCAUGUACGAUCUUCUGACGGAAAAUGGUGCCGAUGAAAGUAAACUGGAUAACAGACAAAAGGCGCCCGCGUUUUACAAGAACCGCCCAUCGGACGUAGACCUGUCGAAUUUGUCGAUGAUACCGGAGGCGCCCCGAGUCUCCUAUACUUAUCCAAAAAAUUGGGACUGGAAAAUCUUAGAGGGUUUAGGAAAAGUCGUUUUGCGAGGUCUGAAGAAAGUUAGCAGUGACGACAGCGCCUUUGGUAGCGCCGACUCCACGAUGAAGGAUUCGGAUGAGAAGGUCAAUAUUAUGGUCGAUUAUAUGGGAGAUUUCGUGGAACAGAGAGCUGAUGAUGAGCAGCAAGAAACUGAAGAACCUGAAACUCCGAAUGGAGACGAGGAGGAAGCACAGAACGGAGAUGAAGAUGAGGCAAAUGACGGAGAAGACGAACACGAAGAAGCCGAAGAAAAUCACGAAGAAAAAGAGGCGAUUGAUCAUGAAGGGGAGAUGGCAUCAUCGGAUGAUGACGUGGUAACUGGGCUUAUCGAGGCGGUCGAGGAGGAUGGACCAGAGGCCGCCGUUAAUGAGGACGGCAUCUAUGAGGAAUGCCCGAAAGUCGACGAACAGGAAGAAAGAAACGAGCCUAGCACCGGUGAUUCUGGCGUCGACGAUCCUACACAAGACGAGGAGCAGCAGGUCAUUGUCGGUGAGCAUAAGGAGCCCGCGGAGGUAGAGUUGACCGAGGGUAGCAUGGGUCGUGAUCCAGAAGUGGAAAGCUUACUGGAUGACGGCAAUAUGGAACAAUUAGCAGCUCUCGUUCUUAAUGGCGAAGGUCGACGAUUGAUCAAACGGCAGUCCGGAAAUCCUGAACUCCAGGCUUUCAUUGACAACGUUCCGGCCUAUAUGGCAAAAAUUCGUGCUGUGCACAUGGCAGCGCGAGAGGGAAAUCUUCGAAAUUUGCAAAGUGCAUUGGAUCGGCGCAAAUUCGCGGUGGCGCGAGAUGAAUCGUCGCCCAACGGCGCAACGCCAUUGCACGUAGCCGUCAUCUUCGGAAAUACCGCUAUCAUCAGGUAUCUGGCAGGAAGGUUUCCAGAAACCGCCAACGCGAUCGAUCUCGACGGACGCACUCCGUUGCAUUACGCCGCUACGCUCGCGGAUAACGGUCAUUACUAUAAUCUUUUAUUACAUCUGGGUGCCAACCCUUUAGUACUGGAUAAUUUCGAACAUAAGGCAGAUUAUUACAAGCAAAAUCGGAGCGAUCUGUCGCACAAAAAGCUUCUUCGCAAUUUCGGAGCCAGCGAGAAAUUCGCCGACGAAAUGUUGACGGAUAAAGUGCCCGGAGGUGAUAUCUACUCAGCACGGCGUGACGUGAACGAGCCUGAGAUCCUAGCUACCCUGGAACGAUGUUUUCGAUUGUUGGCGGGCAACCGACGAUUGUCGAUACCGAAGACUGCAUCGAACGCCGAUGACAUCAAUGACAUCCCGAUAUUUCGUACAGAGGAAGGACAUUACUUAGCAGCAUCUCUGGGUGAUCCCUUAAUUAAAGGGUUAACGGAAGUUGCUAACGCACGUCCAACGGAUCCGGUCACAUAUCUCGCGACAUAUUUAUACAACUUUGCUAGCAAGAACAAAGCCAAUGAGGAAUCUGAUGUUCUCAUUAUACCUGAUCGCGAAGAAGAAAAUUUGGAUAAUAUCGAAAACGACACGUUUGAUGAUGGCUAUCCACGAAGCCCAGAUUCAGACAUACCUGAAUCCACAUUUAGCAAUCCUAAUAGGGAUGAACAUGGACAAAGUAUGAUUCAUUUUGCGGCGGUUCGUUCCUAUUCGAAGGACGGCUUGUAUCACCUGCUGCUGGAGACGCAGGUCAAUGUCGGUUUCAGGGAUGAAUUAUAUCGGACAGCCAGAGAUGUUGCAGAACAGGCGAAUAUUCGAGAAAAUGUCGAGGAGAUCGACCGUUUCGUUGUUUAUCUUGCGGCAAGAGGCGAGACUGAAAAGUUGGUCGAGCUUUUGCUUGAGGGCUACGAUCAUAUUCUGGACACCGAAGAUGACGGAGUAAACAUUAUCGAUGUGGCCGCGCAAAGAGAACACGAAGCUACCGUGCAAUUUCUACAAUCAAUUCCUAAUUAUGUGAAUCAACGUGAAGAAGUACACGCAGCCAUUCGGACUGGCGACGAGGAGCGAGUCAAGGAACUCUUGAAUAAAAAUAAUGGGGGUGGAAAAUUGCUCGCGGUUGGAAAGAACUCGAUCGGCCGAUGCGCUUUGCACAUCGCUGUACUUCGGGAGGAUGAAGAGCUCGUUAAAUUUAUCGCUAAAACAUAUCCGGAAACAUUACGCAUCGGUGAUAAUUUGGAUAGAACCGCUCUUCAUUACGCAAUGGGCGUGCCGUCCGUGGAGGUCUUGAGUCACAUUUUGAUCAAGGCGGGCGCGAAACGCAUCGUCAAAGAUCUGAAAUCUCGGCAACCCUCAUAUUAUUUCAUGAACAAGUCUGAUAUCGAGCGACUUCAGGAAGAGGAGAAAUCUAUGAUCGCGUAAACAUAUUAUGCUAAAGAUUUCCACCGACCUCAUACUAACACGGUCAUAUUUUAACAUGUUUAUACGAUCCAUUGAAAUGUGUAUUGCGGAACUAUGAGUAAGAGAGAAGCUGAUAAAUAUAGAUCGCGCAGAUAAUCUCCAUAUUAAAUAGUGAUUAUUCAUGAUGUCGAAUGUGUAGAAUAAUUGUAUUUUAAAGAAUCUUAAAGCUCUUUAUAUUAUUUAAAAAUAUAUGUAUUUAAUGUUGUUUUAUUUGUACAUAUACUAGGUAAAGAAUAUGUAUUUUGUGAAAAAAUUUCGUCGCCAGGGCCUGAAUUAGCUCUCGUCGUCUCCUUAAAAGAAGUAUAAGUGUUACUGUAAUGUUCUCGAAAACAUAGAUUCAUGAAUUGUAUGAACUAUGCGUGUCAAAUGUCGGGAGUUUAGUGCCUUAUAAAUAAAUGUAAUGAGACUGCAACACAAAAA
Molecule: messenger RNA, 4605 nt
Organism: Solenopsis invicta (red fire ant)
Lineage: Eukaryota; Metazoa; Arthropoda; Insecta; Hymenoptera; Formicidae
Exons: 22
Coding region: 643-4146 (1167 amino acids)
Molecular function (GO): protein binding
Source: RefSeq, a predicted model, not a curated record